Molecule: messenger RNA, 7786 nt
Organism: Manis javanica (Malayan pangolin)
Lineage: Eukaryota; Metazoa; Chordata; Mammalia; Pholidota; Manidae
Gene: SRGAP1
Product: SLIT-ROBO Rho GTPase activating protein 1
Biological process (GO): signal transduction
Molecular function (GO): GTPase activator activity; protein binding
Source: RefSeq, a predicted model, not a curated record
CCUCGCGGCGCCGGCUCAGGGGACCUGAACUCCGCCGGGGUUGCUCCCAGGUUGCGUUCGAAGGGCGGCAGCCGCGCUCGCCGCCAGCUGCGGGGACUCGCGUCCGGAUUGCGCUGCCUGCUGCCGGCCUGGGCGGUUGCAGCCCCCUUUGCUGACCGAGGAGUGGCGGCCGCGGCAGCUGCAUCCCCCGCCCGGCGGAACCCCCUGGGCGCCGGAGCGCGAAGGGAGGGUCCCGGCGCCGCCCGCCCGCAGCGGGCCCUCCGCGAGCGCCCGGGGCGCGUUCCUAACAAUGGUGCGGAGCGUCGGCGCGAGCCCCGCGUCCGCUCAGCGGAACUAGAGGAAGUGGCCGGGCUCCGGGCCGGUGGCAGGGAGACUCCCCCGCUGCUCGCUCCUGGAGUCUGCCUGCGCGCCGGGCUUCGCCGGCCCCGAGCCCCAGGCUCCCGCCUGUAUCACCGACGGCAGCUCGAGCCGGAGAGCAUGGUGCCGGCGCCCGGGUUAAUCUAGCCUCAGCGAGCUCCUUUUCCCUCCUCCACCUCCCAUCGGUGCUGCCUCUGGGUGCGCGGCGUGUGCGAGCACAACUCUCUGCCUCUCCAAGGAGACGGGUUUGUGACCACCUAACAGAACUUGCCCAUUGAAAGCAAACCCAGAACAGCUGGAUAAUGUCCACUCCGAGCAGAUUCAAAAAGGACAAAGAGAUCAUAGCCGAGUAUGAAAGUCAAGUCAAAGUGCAUGAGGGCACAUCAUGGAAAGUUUAUAGCACCUGACUGGCAAAGCCAUUAUGAAAUUCGAGCUCAACUGGUAGAACAGCAAAAAUGCCUAGAGCAGCAAACGGAGAUGCGAGUUCAGCUUCUCCAGGACCUGCAAGAUUUCUUCCGGAAAAAAGCCGAAAUUGAGACGGAGUAUUCUCGGAACCUAGAGAAGUUAGCAGAAAGGUUCAUGGCGAAGACAAGAAGCACGAAGGAUCAUCAGCAGUACAAGAAAGACCAGAACUUGUUGUCUCUGGUGAACUGCUGGUAUUUGCUCCUGAACCAAGUGAGGAGGGAAAGCAGAGACCAUGCGACCCUGAGUGACAUCUAUCUGAACAACGUCAUUAUGCGGUUCAUGCAGAUCAGUGAGGAUUCCACCAGGAUGUUCAAAAAGAGCAAGGAGAUUGCAUUCCAACUUCAUGAGGAUUUAGUGAAGGUUCUUAACGAGCUGUAUACGGUCAUGAAAACAUACCAUAUGUAUCAUGCAGAGAGCAUCAGUGCAGAGAGCAAGCUGAAAGAGGCUGAGAAGCAAGAAGAAAAGCAAAUUGGAAGAUCUGGUGAUCCAGUCUUCCAUAUUAGACUAGAAGAGAGACAUCAGCGGCGAAGCUCUGUAAAGAAAAUUGAAAAAAUGAAAGAAAAGAGACAAGCAAAGUAUUCAGAAAAUAAGCUAAAAUCAAUUAAGGCACGGAAUGAGUAUCUGCUAACCCUUGAAGCAACCAAUACCUCGGUUUUCAAGUAUUACAUUCAUGAUCUUUCAGAUUUAAUUGAUUGCUGUGAUCUUGGCUACCAUGCAAGUCUGAAUAGAGCCCUAAGAACAUAUCUCUCUGCGGAGUAUAACCUUGAAACCUCCAGACACGAAGGCUUAGACAUUAUAGAGAAUGCAGUUGACAAUCUGGAGCCCAGGAAUGAUAAGCAGAGAUUCAUGGAGAUGUACCCUACAGCAUUCUGUCCACCAAUGAAGUUUGAGUUUCAGUCUCACAUGGGUGAUGAGGUGUGUCAGGUCAGCGCUCAGCAGCCGGUCCAGCCAGAGCUCAUGCUCAGGUACCAGCAACUGCAGUCACGACUGGCCACGCUCAAGAUCGAGAAUGAGGAGGUUAAGAAAACAACUGAAGCCACCUUGCAGACAAUACAAGAUAUGGUCACCAUUGAGGAUUAUGAUGUUUCUGAAUGUUUCCAGCACAGCCGAUCCACAGAGUCUGUGAAGUCUACUGUCUCCGAAACCUACCUGAGUAAGCCCAGCAUUGCCAAGAGAAGAGCAAACCAGCAGGAGACGGAGCAAUUCUACUUCAUGAAACUCAGAGAAUACUUGGAAGGUAGUAAUCUCAUCACAAAACUUCAAGCCAAACAUGACUUGUUGCAAAAGACCCUGGGAGAAGGCCAUAGAGCUGAAUAUAUGACUACAAGGCCUCCAAAUGUUCCCCCUAAACCCCAGAAACACAGGAAGUCCAGACCCCGCUCACAGUAUAAUGCUAAGUUGUUUAAUGGGGAUUUGGAAACAUUCGUCAAGGACUCAGGACAGAUUAUCCCCCUUAUUGUGGAAAGCUGUAUUCGGUUCAUCAAUCUCUAUGGUCUUCAGCAUCAGGGGAUUUUCAGAGUGUCUGGUUCCCAGGUGGAAGUCAAUGAUAUUAAAAAUUCAUUUGAGAGAGGUGAAAACCCUUUGGCUGAUGAUCAGAGUAAUCAUGACAUUAACUCGGUCGCUGGUGUCCUGAAGCUCUAUUUCCGUGGGCUGGAAAACCCCCUCUUUCCUAAGGAAAGAUUUAAUGAUCUGAUUUCUGGUAUCAGAGUAGAUAAUCUCUAUGAGAGGGCGCUUCACAUCCGCAAACUCCUCCUGACCUUGCCCAGGUCGGUUCUGAUAGUGAUGAGGUACCUCUUUGCCUUCCUCAAUCAUCUUUCACAGUACAGUGAUGAGAACAUGAUGGACCCAUAUAACCUGGCCAUUUGCUUUGGCCCCACAUUGAUGCCCGUCCCAGAAAUACAGGACCAAGUGUCUUGUCAGGCUCACGUGAAUGAAAUUGUCAAAACCAUCAUCAUCCACCAUGAGACUAUUUUCCCAGAUGCUAAAGAACUGGAUGGCCCUAUUUAUGAGAAAUGUAUGGCUGGAGAUGACUACUGCGACAGCCCGUACAGUGAGCACGGUACGUUGGAGGAAGUGGAUCAGGAUGCUGGUACAGAGCCCCACACGAGUGAAGACGAGUGUGAGCCAAUAGAAGCAAUAGCUAAGUUUGACUAUGUUGGGCGAUCAGCCAGAGAACUGUCCUUCAAGAAGGGAGCCUCGCUGCUGUUGUACCACCGCGCGUCCGAGGACUGGUGGGAAGGACGGCACAACGGGAUUGAUGGGCUCGUGCCGCACCAGUACAUAGUUGUGCAGGACCUGGAUGAUACAUUUUCAGACACUCUGAGCCAAAAAGCUGACAGUGAGGCCAGCAGUGGACCAGUCACUGAAGACAAGUCUUCAUCCAAGGACAUGAACUCGCCAACAGACCGGCAUCCGGAUGGCUGUUUAGCCAGACAAAGAAAAAGAGGAGAGCCACCCCCUCCUGUAAGGCGCCCUGGCAGGACCAGUGAUGGCCAUUGCCCCCUCCACCCUCCACACAUUCUUUCCAACUCCUCAGUUGACCUGGGGUCCCCAAGCCUGGCCAGUCACCCCCGGGGCCUGCUGCAGAACCGAGGCCUCAACAGUGACAGUCCUGAGAGGAGGCGCCGGCCAGGCCAUGGCAGUCUGACCAACAUCAGCCGGCACGACUCCCUCAAGAAGAUCGACAGCCCUCCCAUUAGAAGGUCCACGUCAUCAGGGCAGUACUCAGGCUUCAAUGACCACAAGCCACUGGACCCAGAGACGAUUGCUCAGGAUAUCGAAGAGACGAUGAACACUGCUUUGAAUGAGCUCCGAGAACUGGAGAGACAGAGUACAGCAAAGCAUGCCCCCGAUGUGGUGCUGGACACCUUAGAACAAGUGAAAAACUCUCCCACCCCAGCCACUUCCACUGAGUCUCUCAGCCCUUUGCACAACGUUGCCCUCAGGAGCUCGGAGCCUCAGAUUCGACGUAGCACUAGCUCCUCCAGUGACACAAUGAGUACUUUCAAGCCUUUGGUGGCACCCAGAAUGGGCGUGCAGCUGAAGCCCCCAGCCCUUCGGCCGAAACCUGCUGUUCUUCCAAAAACAAACCCAACCGUAGGACCCGCUGCCCCUGCCCAGGCUCCCACAGACAAGUCUUGCACAAUGUGAAAUCCAGCAGAGCAAGGUCAUACGGGGAGGUGAUUAAAAGAGAAUGCGGAUUAGUGACAAAAGUCAGUGAUCCAUAACUUUCCUUAGUUUCGUGCUUAUAACUGGAGAUCUUCUGGCUUUUCUAUGUUCUCAAAUGUAACAUCUUGAGAUUAGCUAAGUUAACAUGGGCAUUUGUAUUUUGUAAUUUCUUCUUUUUUUAAAUAACUGGACAUAUGUCAUUUUUAAGAAUACUUAGACUUGAAAAUCCAAUGCUGCACCACUCACCCCGGAGGCCACCCUGCUCUGCUCUCCACCCCCAGAGUGUGUCAGGUGUAGCAUAGCUCGACCGAGUCAGAAGUGUCUGGCUCCCAAGGCAUGAGAAGCUGAGUCCCAGGCCUUGGAAUAUAAGCAGUGUUGCUCUGUGGCACUAGGGGGGAUGGCUGCAAGGUGGUAACGGCAUUGUUUGGUAGCUGACAGCACAUCUGAUCCCAUGCUGUGGGCCAGGGUCCAGCUCAGGCUAAACAUUUGCAGUUACCACAGUGGGAUGGAUGGUCCGCGUGGGACUUGCAGACCUUCGCCUGAAUGAGUUGGAUGGUGGCCUCUUUCAUAAUGUUACUUACCUGGGUCCAGGCUGAAGGCCUAGUGGAAAGAGGUAGAGCCUCUGCUGUGACAGCUUGAACUGAAACUGGGAAAGGAGAAACAGACGGUCCCCAGAGCUAGUGUUGUGACUCCUUCCGAGAGUCGGACCAGGCCCCGAAAGAUUUCCAAAGCCAUUCCCUGCAUUCACAAAGGACUAGAGCAGCCACAUUUCAAAGACAUUCUGCUUACACUCCUCCAUAAUUCCUUCACAGAUCUGUUGUUAAUAACUGCCUAGAAAAUGCUGCUAGCUCCCCUAGAUCCCAGUGCUCUCUGUGGAAAUGGACGGAGCAAGCAGCACCCAGCCCGGGGUUUACUCAGCCUUCUCUCCCCCUGACUCAGUGACGGUGGUUCCUUUAAAUGCACUGCAGAGGCCUGAUAAUGCUAAAUCGAAUCCCCAGCUCUCCUCUCCGUUUGCCUCUUUGAGCCAAACUAGAACUGGCUGUGGUGCUGGCCAGAGUGGGAAGAUUAGCUCAUGGUUCCAAGAGAGCCCCUCCCAAUUCUACACCCUAGAACCAUGACCUUUUUCUUUUUUUUCAUGUGGUCUCUAUAUACAGGUGAGCUCCAUUAGGGACCCUCUUUCUCUGACAUCCAAACAGAUAGACAAUUUUUCUUUUUCCCAUAUUUAUAUUUUCCCUCUAUCUUAAAAAGAUGGCUUUGGAUUCUGUUGUUUUUACUAAGGUACAAAUCACCACUGUCCUACCAGCAGCAGUUUAUAUCUGCAAACCUGUAAGCGUUUUUCUACUAUAUCAUUGAACUUACUAAUGAAGAGCUUUUUUUUUUUUUUUAAGAAAAAUAGAUGACUCAGAACUAGUCUCUCUGGACCACUGUUGAUUGCCUUCUAGGUAUGGUUUCAAACUGGCAGCCAAUUUCAUGCCCAUGUGAGAGUUUUACAGCAUGGACUUUAACUUACCAAUCCAUUGGUGAAUGCAUCAUGCAAAAUGAGGGUCUACUAAAAAUCAAGAUCGUUACUUUGAUCUCUACCUCCCGUUUGCCAAUCUAAUCCUAAUGCAGAGAGAGAUUAAAUCAAUGAGAGAUUGUUGUUACCUUUCAAAGUUAACACUGCUGGUUGCUUACCUGCAGCCGAAAUUCAUAAAUGGAUUGACUAAGGAAAACACUGGUCAAGUAUUGCCAUAUAUGGUAAACUUUUAAACCUCUGAGUUUUCUAAGCCAUCCUUUUUGCCAAUUUUGAAAAAGAUGCCCAACUCAGCAUCUUGUCCAACCCCUCAUCAUUUCUCUCGAGCUUCAGAAGUCCUUCAGUUGAAUAGCAUGGAGACUCAGCCAGAGCUAAGCUCUGAGAGGCAUUUAAGCCUUGUAAACAAUCUCCCAAAUUCCCUAGGAAACUUUAACUUUCCUAAAUUACCUCCCAGUUCUUUCCCAAUUGUACUUCGAUUUCUAAUUCUCUAUGACUAAAUGGCGAAACAGAACCAGAAAUAAAGGUGGAAGUAAUGGGGGCGGGAACUUUAAAUCUUUUAGAAAGUAAAUAAGGAUUCUUAAAAGCUAUUUUCCAUCUUUGAUGGAAGAGUAAGAUGUUAACAGGGCAUAACAAGGUCAGAGGUGUUAAAAUUUAUAUAAUAAUUUGUUGGUGGGGUCAGGGAAUCUUUAACGAGCUUUAACGUUAGUGUUUCAGAUCUCACUCCUGCAAGCGCAUUUCUUCAGGCUUGUCGCUGGUAAUCCUCCCGUGUGUCCGGUCUUUGGUGUUUACACCUGCAAUGGAAUGAGAACUGCCUUCCUACACCAGAUCAGGACUGCCGCCUUGAGUGGCUGAGGACAUGCUGCUCUAGCCCCUCAGAGCCUCAAAGGCUGCACCUUAUUCCAAGAAACAGCUUCUAACGCCUUCCCGUUAAUCCUUACUUUACUUGUCUCUAUUCUCUCUGUUUUCUCCCUUUCCCCCUGUUGUAAUGCUGAGACUUUCUUUUUCCAAUUCCCAUGAAGGAUGUUACCUCAGAAUGAGUACUCAGUAAGGACUCGCCUGUCCUUAGUCUUUAGGUUCCAGGGAUGAGACAAGGUGGCCACUUCACAAAGGAUCCAAAAUGACACCCAGUAAGCUCCAUAAAAGCUUCAGCCUCUGAGAGGAUUCGCCUGGUACAUGCCUUCUUUACAGCCAUAGGUAUAGCAUGCAGUGGGGAGACGGGAAGGUACAACGAGUGGGGAAAGGAGAGAAAAUGAGUCCUUAAGAUGUUAUGGCCCCAGUUUCAAGGAUCUUGUCAUUCCUUGUGCACAGUUUGGGAAGGUGAUCAAUCUGAUGGUGGGUAAAUGAUGGUUCUACAAAAGUCACCUGACUCCAUUUACACAAGAAUAUGCAUUCAAAGCUGCUACACCUCUAUGUCCAUAUCCCAUUCUUAGAACUCAUUGAAGUAGGUUUACCAAGUUGAUCCUUUUUUUGGUUUGGGUGGGGAUGUUGGCAGUGGGUUAUUAGGAUAGAGAGAAAGAUACUUAGUACACAUUUUCUGAUGCAUAUUCUAUAAGUUGUUUCAACCUGUUCAAUAGCCCACUGUAGAGCACCAUAUUCAGGUUCAGUGUCAACACCAUUGCUGCAAUUGUUUUGCACAUUUUCACACAAUGUAACGCUGACUUCUGUGCCCCUGGAGCUCUACAUAGAUGGAUUUACAGCAGAGUCCCACUUAAUCAACUGCAGUGAAUGGGAACAGUUAUCAAUGGAUAAAGAGUUGCAAGGAUUAAACUAUCAAUUAAGAGUUUUCUGUCUUUGUACACUUGCUAUUUCCAAAAUAAGACUUGUAGUAAAGCAGGGAUGGUUGUGGUCUCCUCAGCACUUCGGAAUGACAGCCUCUGAAACCCAGCAUUAGAGUGUACGGAUCUGUUGAGGGGUCUAGAAGACCUCAGAUGUGAAAUGACCUUCAUUUAUUUCUGACCACAGUAGUGAGAGGCCCUGAAUGCAAGAAAAGCACUUGGGACUGAGUCUUGUUCUGAGUUACCCACCGCAAAGACCCCAAGCCAGGGAGCAGCUUAGCAGUGAAGGCUCUACCCUUGUGUAAAAAAGCUCCCUCCUCCAAACCAAGCCCCCGCCCAGCCAAAGAGCCCUCCUCCAGCAGGGCUGGGCAUCAGGCUGGGUCCUGGGUGAUGCGUGGCACAGCUUCGUUCAGAUUGGUAAAACAAACUGGAAAUUGAGCUUUCACUUACCCUAGCACACUUAAAAAAAAAAAAAAGAAAAACCUCUGGUGUCCUGGAGCUGGGUACC